GUGUCAUUCUGCUCGUUACUGUAAUUUUUUCACUUCUUUUCCUCAGUAGACCAACCCUCUGGCACACUUCCUGCUGGCUGUCUGUUCCAUUGGCCCCCUCGGUUGUGUACCGGCCGCUGCUACCCACCAACGCUUCUCUCGCUGCGCUGCACUAGCAGCAGCCCUUUCUCCGCUAUUACUUACAAUGUACCUAGGUGCCGUGGGCCGUCCAGUGCGCUAGCAGUCCAGCCCAGCCCCGAAAAAAAACCUAAUAGCGCCAAGGAUGACUUAGUUGGCCUGCUUCUUACGGCUGUCUCCCCCGCUGGCUGGGCCCUGUCCUUUCAUCUGCCCCCCUUUCGUAUUAGCGCCUCCGUCCGCCUUUUCCCUGCCACAAACCCUUUUCCUCUUCCUCCCCCAUAUUCACCGCAGAACAUCUACACCACCACCACCACCAAACAACAAACUCGCCGCGUCCGCAACACGUCCGUGAUACCCGGUUCAAUACGCAAGUGUUGCUCGAAUCCAUCCGAAAUCGCCUUCACUACGCCGCGUGCAUUUUGAUUGUAUUUCUUUUUGGGUCCGCCUCCCGCUCGCCGCUGCUCGUCCGCUCCGCCCUGGGUUUCCGCAUCUUCAGCACUUUUUGAGCCACAUUGUCUCGCAUCCAGCCCAUUGUUCUCGCCACGUCCCCCAGGCCCGCUUGAUUCAGCACCCUCGACAACUUCUUUCCCAGUAUCCCAUCAUCGUCAUGUUUUCCGCCCCCCAGCUUAUUACUGGUUUGCUACACGGCUGACGAAACGACCUGCAUCUCGCUCUUCAACUCAUAUUUACUCCCGCACGAGACGCCUGCUUGUGCGCUUCGCCCAUCGCCGCUCUCACUGCUACAUACUCCUCUUAUUAAGACUCACAUUAAUCUCUCACCAUGAGAAUAAACACGCAAGCGCUGCUCCUGGUGGCCCUGUACUCGGCACCGUCCGAGGCCACACCUAGAAAGAAUAAUAAUUACACCGGUAUAAUACCGCUCUACAGUAAAUCCAACGAAACAAGACCUUCAUCUACGCCUCUAGAGAUUGUCAUCGCAAAGUCCUCCUCGGCACCUUCUUACUCAAUAGAGCCCUUCUCAACAGUGCAACCGGCAAAUCUAUCCAUCUCAACUCCGCUCUCAAAGCCCACUACUUUCGACACACUGGUAUCAAGUUCGCCAACAAACAAAGGAGGCCCGCCUCGUCUGUCUGUUCCAACUUUGGCGGCCAACCAUACCGGCAAUAGCAACAGCAACAGCAACGGCACACAUGGCCGACCGUCGUUUAACAUCCUCAAGCCUACAGGGCCUAGCACCGCUCCAAAGGAGUCUCCUCUAUGCAUGUACAACGGUACUGCUUGCGCUACUCCUCCAUCUUUCCCCCCAGACAUGCCUGUAUCGGACACGCCUCCAACAAAGACACGUCCUCAUGGCCACCCUCCUCACAACACCACAGCACCGCCUUGCAUUCAACCGGUGUCCGGUACUGUGAUUGAAUACUCGAUUAUAUAUCCGUCAACAGUUACUUUCACGGGUAACAGAUCUGAUUAUACACCUCCAUAUGAGCCUAUUCAUAUUCCAACUUACUGUGCCGCUAACAAUGUCGAAUCGGGCGGCGCGACAUAUUCUGCAUUUGGCGCUGACGCCACCACAUACCACAGUGAUAACUCCUUGGUAGUUGUUUACAGCACAAAUGGCCAGACUAAGACUACUACACUUCCCGCCAAGACACCAAAUGCCGUCCCAUCGCCUGCUUUUCUCACCUCUCAAACUCUGAUCACGUCGGAAAAGAACCCGGCUGUGGUGUAUACCACAGAUCCUCCAGCAGACUAUUCGCAGCCGUGGGACAAGGUGAGCUCUCCUCUUGGCGGUACUCGACCAACUGGAAAGCCCAACGGUAGCGGAAACAAGCCCAACGAGCCCGAUGGCGUUGUGCAACCGUCAUACUACACCAUUACCGCUGGAGCCACUGCCGUCACUAUCAACCACGAUACAUUUACUGCUGGGCCGGGCGAAACCACCACUGUUAUCGUUGAGCACGGAACCUUUACCAUCAACCCUAGCUCCGUCAUUGGUGCCGGAGAGACCGUACGCCGUCCGGUGCCUGUGCCCGUCCGCACAACUCUGGGCGGACUGCCUGUUACCGAGUCCGGAGGCAACGUUAUUAUCGACGGCCACACAUUAACCAAGCCUCCUGGCCCCAGCUCAACCAUCGUCGAUGGCAAGGCCGUCGUCAUCAACCCCAGCGGCGUGCUGGUUGGCGACCAAAGUCUAGACUUUGCAAAGCCCACCGCAAUGGUGGUCACUGGCGGCGAGAUGCUGACAGCCAUUGGCAGCAACAUCCUCGUGCUUCACUCAACCACCAUUACAUACGGCCCAGGUUCUCCUGAGCAGAUUACAGUUAUUAAUGGCGACACCGUUUCCGUGGAACCCACGGGCAUUGUCGUCCACGGCCACACUCUGGGUGGCCCAUCCGCCAAGGCCACCGACACUCGCUACGAAAUUGUCGGCGGCGCCACCAUUGGAAAAAUCCCGCCAUCCAUGGUGGUUAUCAACGGCGCAACAUAUGCCGUUGGCCCCGGCACUGGCGAAAGCACUAUUAGCGCUGGCAACGAAAUGAUUACGCUUGGCCCAGCCGGCGUUGUCAUGGCCAGUAUGACUCUGAGCGUCCCCUUUGACGACCCUGUCGUGACGACUAUAUCAUCGACAGGCAAGCCUUUGUCUACGCUCACUAAUGAAGAGAACGGAGCGGGCUCUACACAGCCCAACCUGCGCUCUCAUACGAUUUGUAUUUGCAUAGCGAUUGGCGUUUUGGUUCUCAUGUAAUGACGAGGCCUGCUUCUCUUUUGGCCUCUCUAAUCUGGAGUUUUGGGGUUCAGCAGGAUCUGGUCUCUCGUUUUUACCUUUUGGGAGAAGGAACGCGUCUUUGUUCAUUGUUUUUUCUUCAUUCUUCUCAAAAUCCUUUUUAUCACGGGAUUACUUUUAUGUCUAUUUUCUCAGCUAUUAACUAGACGCCGCCGACGACGACCCUUUUUUGGAUUGAGAGAGGGCUCUUCCUGUAUAUGAUCCGCGAACGACGCCAUAUUUUUGUUAGAUAGUUUUUGGCUCUUUGGGGUGCAUUUUGUUGUUUAUUUUUAUUUUCUGACAGCCAUUUCCACAAUACCUUAAUUCAAAAGAAUUUUUUGAUUAUACUACACAUGAUUAUUUCACUUCGCUGCGGCUUUCUACGGGCUAACAUUCAUAGACGCCGUGAUUGUGACACUGACUGUCAAUCAACAAAAAUUCAUAUUAAAACAGCGGUUGCACCGCAGGCUUGAAAACUCUGCACCAUGUCUAAAAAAAAGGACACGAUGCUAGAAACAAGACAAAAUGUUCGCUACAUCUGCCAAGCGCGAAUGAAAGAAAAUAAAUAGCCAGUGGCACCGUCUCACCCGCCACUCACACCACGAUCCAACGGCAUUACGUACGAUCGUAUUACCUCAUUGGGGCCUUCCCCUUACCAGAGAGGUCGUGGUUCAGGGCCGGGAACUCGUCUUCCGACUUGAGUGAGCUCGACAACGGCGCAAGGCCCUCUUGGUCCUGCAGACUCAGGCUAAUGGCAAAUGCAAGGUCAUCGUCAGCUGUCAAUUGGUACGUGGACACACCGGGGCGCAGCGAGGCAUUGCCCAUGAUGCGACCGCUGGGCGAUUGGGGACCGGAGCGGGGUGUUUUGGUCUUGCGUCCGCCCUUGGGCUUGUACUUGACGACAAAGUCAAAGUCAUCGGUACCUUGGCUGCGGGCCGAAGGCGACGCUUCUACGGUUUCCAUAAGCGAGAGCCGCAACGCCUGCUGUAGAUGCUCAUCAUACUCGUCCUCGCCGUCGGUAGUUAACAUGGAGACGGGGGAUUUUUGCUCAAUGAUGCUUGGUUCAGGCGUGACAUCGCUGAAGGAAGAAGCCGUGUCUAGGUCUGCUCCUGUAUCUGCGCCCGAGUCGCUGGCUCGUCUCUGCUCGUCAGCAGCAUAUGACUCGCUCGACAGAAUUUGGGCAUACUCGAGCGCUUCCUGCUCGGUCAAGUCCCCAAAUGCACCAAAGCGUGCCUGCAUGCGCGACAUUUCACGUCUACGCUCCUCGUUGGAUCGAAUCAUCUCCUUUUCUUCCUCGGCAAUGAAGUCCGAGACAUGAUUGGCUUGUCGCCUGCUUGCCAAGCGGGCAUGGGCAUCACCGUGUCUUGUGCGCCGCUUGCGACCCUUGUUAGGAUUCUGAGCGCUGUAUGACCAACACUUGAGGAGCCAUCCAAAUGCGACGAUACCGCGGAGGUUUGUGGCAUCUGGGUCCAUGAAAAUGGCGCCUGCUUGCGUACCGCAGUCGAACCCAGCUUCAAGGGCAGGGAGAUGGCGUAGGCGUCGAUGGAUUGGGCCCGUCGAUUUGCUAUUCAGAGUCCGCACUGCGUCAGACAUGGAAGCGAGAGGAUCCCAUGCUUGGACCAGUCCAUCGCUGCCGCCAUGAACAAUGUAGAGAGACGAAGCAGCUACGCAUUGAAUUGCGGGGGAUGACGUCUGAAUAACCCGGAUUGGGCUGAUAGGUUCAUCGUUCUGGCGUGCUCUGCUAUUCCAAGCCAGCACUGCACCACACUCGGUUCCAACGACAAGGUAGCGAGCCCGCCUUCCUGGGAUUCGCUUUUGCAUGAAUUCAUCAUUAGCAUCUACCUUUUCUCCUUCCGGGGGGGUGCAGAGAGGGUCUUCUGCCAUGGUAUAGAGUGAAGGUGUAGAGUUAUCAAGCGCUGAUGAUGAAAGAAUAAUUUUGGCAAGAUUAUUAAAACCUAGUGGCUGAGAGACCCAGUGAUGCUGAUCAAUGAUGUUGGGCAAGUUAGAAAUAGCGGCGUGUUGGACAGUGGCAGUUCCACCGAAAAUGGACGACCGAAGAAUUGGUUCAGGUUGUUCAGCCUCAACGACCUUGACACUUCUCGUGAAUCGAGUGAUUCCAGUAGGUUUCCCAUGGCCACAGUCGAAAACGAAAAUGUACUCACCAGCCUCUUGACCGUCAUCAGCGGCGAAAUCUACCUCUAGACGGCGGCGCAUGUCCCAGUGCUGGCAUGUCUGCCUGAAAUAGCUGGGUUGGCAUCGUAACAAUUCAUUGACGAUGUUGACGUCGGGCACGCUGUCGCCGGAAUUGUCAACGCCAUCAUUGGUAAGACCCAGGGCUUUUUGUACCUCUGUAGUGGAAAGAGACGACGGCUGGCCGAUCUCAUCGACUAUUGCGGUACGGCGAGUUUCUUGAAGCAACUUCCAAGGUGCCUCGUAGCCCACCUUCCAUGCAUCAAUGGAAGCAUUGCCGGUGGCGGCUUGUGUAGGUAGGGCGACAGGAAGCUGGGUCAAGUAAUAAACCUCGCCAAGAGCGUUCAGCGCUACGGCCCAUACUCGAUUAGAGGCUUUUCGCUUUAUGCUGUAGUUGUCAUCGACCUUGAUGGAGAUGAUCGGGACACCAGGGCUUACAGCCCAGCGCACAGUCAUGUAAGCUUGACGAAACUUGGGAUCCGUGUUGAUUGCGUAGGCAGUAACAAUUCCCAAGGUUGACCCAGUGAACAUCCCAACCAUAGAAUUGGAAAUGGUGGGCAAGGCAGGCGAUUUGGCGAUCCAGACGCUAGAGAUACCUUCCAGGAGCGAUGGUACAUAGGGAACGUCUGCUUGUCCAACAGGGAUACCAUCAUUGGACUCAAGGGUAAUGCGGGCACUGUCCAGAGGGGCACGAUAAAAUGCUUUACCACCAGGGAUGGCCUGGCCAGCAAGCAUGCCGUAUGCUUGGCUGACAUCCAUGACAUUGUCAGUCGCAGCCGGCCCGAGUCCAAGGCCGUGGUAAUUAUGGGUAGCUUCUGUUGCCCGUGCAUCUAGAUCAAGGUUGGUCUCUUCGAAGCCCCAUUUACUGACUUUGCCAUUGGUUGGGUCGCUCAUGGUAGCCACACCAAACAUGCUAGCGCCGUGAAUGGCGCGGGGCCCCUUGUUACCAUUGUCAAAGAUGGCAUCGAUGCAAGUGACAGUCCAUGGAAGUCGGGAGUUGUAUGUAAGUACUGCAGUCGACUUCUUGUCUGCUGACCCCGCUCGAAUGGGAGAGUCAAUACCACCCGACUUUGACUUGCUGGGCUUGCCACGAGCAAGGCUGCUCAGCAGUGUUGUACGGAACAGGUACUCGCUUCGCCAAGUUGCGAGGGCUGUCAGUCUGCUGAAGUAGCGCGCUUCAGAAAGGACAAGCUCUGUAGAUGGUGCAAGAGAAGUAUCCUUUGUAUUACGGGUGAAGUGGUCCUGUAGUGCCUGGUGUCCGGGAAAGUAGCGAAAGAACGCCAUGCGCCAGAGAUGCUGGGACGUAGUUAUGCUAUAGAAUCGCUUCGAGACUAGGCCGACGUUCCGCUGUGAGUCGGCAUGCAGGUACGAGAAGAUAUGCGUGAGCACCUCUACGGCCGGCUGUUAGCAGAAGCGCAAAGUGGAAACCAAGUGAGGGGUUACAAACCGUUGGGAAAGUCGAGGACAUGCGGCCCAUUUCCAUCGGAAGUUGCACUCUUGACUAGGCGGAAGCCUAGUGCCUUCUUGGGCGUGUUGCUGAGGCUUGAAUUUUCAUAUUCCGAGAUUCUCUGGCCGUGGACAAAAGGGUGGUCGCCGUUGGCGGCACGCAGACUCAGGCCAUGUAGAAGCCGGGCGAGGUCAGCGGCAUCGUUGGCGAUAGCAUCGCCGCGGACAUCAUCGGAGCAUUCUGAGGGAGCUCUUGGAGAGUCUUCAGAGUCAUGGUGCUGGUAGCCAUGUUCGAAGGGAGAAGAGGGAAUAGAAGUGUUUGGUAGAUGCGCGGGCUGUUGGUCACUCUCCAGGGGCUCUGAUUGCAUAAGGCUGAGGCAAAGUUAUGUUGAAAACGAAAGAAUAGACUGUGCUUAAAGACCUAUGCACAGUCGAAUGGGUUUCAGUUGGAAGCGAGCGAGCGUUGAUUUUACGAGCAGAAUUCGGUAGCGAUAUUCGUUGAUGUUGAUAAAUGACUGUUGUGAUGGAUAGCAAAACGGCCGCGUCUAUAGCGUGUUGGAGUCAUCUCGUCACGCUCCACCUUUUUUAGAGGCAGUUUGUACCGAGAAUGAGCCGGGCCCUCUACGUACAGUUAGCGUGGUUAGUUAGUGUACGUUAACUAAGUGUUAGUGGGCAGAAACACUACGCCCGCUAUACGAUGUCAACAACACUAUCGCGAGCUCCAAAUCGUGACAUCCAUCCAAGGAAAGUUGAUUAGGAGUUCCAUAAAACCUGCAUUAUUCCCGUGAAUGCCUAGAAGAGCGUGCGCGAAACAAAAAAACAUAUGCUACCUAGAAAACACAAAAGGCCUCUUCUUUUCUCCAACUGGUUGCUGCAUGCGUUUCGAGGCAACUGGUGCAAUUUAAGAUUGCGAUAUACAUUGCGAUAUACAUUGCGGUUAACCAAACAAGACUCAUCCUGCACUGGCUUGCGUCCUGUCUGCAGAACUCAUACCACUCGGCCGCAAUGAACAGGCCAUAUUGAGCUGCAGCUGCAGGACGGCGGCUCGUCCCACUAGCUUCCGUCUCGAUCUCGCAGGCUCCGGCUCUUUGCGUGCCCAAACUGCCGGGUCUUGUUCCAACGGCUGGCCCUCGAAGGAGUUCCACCAGAUUACAGUCUAGUAUUAUUGUGGCUCGACUAGUACAGUAAUCGGAAGCGAGGCUCCGUGUAAAGAAAGUAUCGAUACACCACUAAGUCAAUGCUGCACACCACCUCUGGUUACAGCUCGGACGCAGGACCAGGGCGUGCGGCCGCCGAACCAGGUGCGCAACACGCGACACCCAGCUUGGGUAAGCAGUCUGGGUGAAGUCAAAUGCUCAAUGGUCGGGACAUGGCGUUGACAGAUGACAGACAUGAUAGAUUCCGACG
Messenger RNA from [Torrubiella] hemipterigena, 7885 nucleotides. The record is from the annotation of a GenBank genome assembly. NCBI's taxonomy places the organism in Eukaryota, Fungi, Ascomycota, Sordariomycetes, Hypocreales, Clavicipitaceae.